AUGUCAUCCUCCUGUGGUCCACUGACUGAGGAGCUUCAGUGCUCUAUAUGUCUGGAUGUGUUCACUGAUCCAGUCAGCACUCCAAGUGGACACAACUUCUGCAAGACCUGUCUGAAUAAGUGCUGGGACAACAGCCAGACCUGCAACUGUCCAUACUGUAAAGAAACAUUCAACCAAAGACCUGAUCUCAAGAUUAAUACCACACUCAGAGAGCUCACAGGUCACUAUAAAAAUAAAAAUCCAGAGGAAAAACCUGAAGUUCUGUGUGAUUUCUGUGAGGAAAGAAAGCUGCAAGCCCUGAAGUCGUGUCUGGUGUGUCAGAGCUCUUACUGUGAAACUCACCUGCAGCCUCAUUUGAGAGUGGCAGGUUUAAAGAAACACAAACUGAUGGAGCCUGUGAGUAAUCUGGAGGACUAUAUAUGUCAGAAACAUGAGAGACCUCUGGAGCUGUUCUGUAGAGAUGAUCAGACAUGUGUGUGUCUGAUGUGCACUGUGACAGACCACAAGAACCACAACACUGUUCCUCUAGAAGAGGAGAUUGAAGAAAAGAAGAUGCAACUGAUGAAGACACAGAAGGAUGUGCAGCAGUUGAUCCUGAAAAAAAUCAAAAAUAUUCAAGACAUCAAACACUCAGCAGAAAUCAGAAAAAGAUUUUAUACUGAAGUGCUGGAGAUGAUGGAGGAGCAGCAGAAAGCAGCAGAGAAACAGGAGCGAGAGCUCAUUAAAGAUCUGGAGCAGGAGAUCACUGAGCUAAAGAUGAGAAACACUGAGCUAAAGAUGAGAAACACUGAGCUGGAGCAGCUCUCACACACUGAAGAUCACCUCCACCUCCUACAGAUUUAUUCAUCCCUGUGCAGCCCUACAAACACCAUCUACUUGCCUGAGAUCAGCGUGUACGCUCCUGAUUUGAAAACAUUUCAUGAUGUUUUAUUGUCAUGUGUCUCUACAGAGCUGAAGUGGAUGCAGUACUAUGCAGUGGAUGUGACUCUGGAUCCUGAUACAGUUCAUGCUUAUCACAUCCUGUCUGAUGAUAGAAAACAAGUGAGAGACACUUGGGAGAAACUGUCAAACGAGGCAACUGUGAAACGAGACAACAAAAAGAGAUCUUAUAGAUGUGUACAUGUCCUGGGAAAGGAGGGAUUCUCUUCAGGGAGAUUUUAUUUUGAGGUGCAGGUGAAGGGAAUGACUGACUGGACUUUAGGAGUGGCCAGAGAAUCCAUUGACAGGAAGGGAAAGAUCACACCGUGUCUUAAAAAUGGAUACUGGACUGUGGCUCUGAGGAAUGGUAAUGAAUACAUAGCUCAUUCUGAUUUGUGUCUGUAUAUGAAUACAGUGAAGCCGCAGCGGGUCGGUGUGUUUGUGGAUUAUGAGGAGGGUCUGGUCUCCUUUUAUAAUGUGGAGUCUGGCUCUUGUUUCAACUUUUACGCCGGUCAGUCUUUCACUGAAAAACUCUAUCCAUAUAUGCCCAUGCCUACACAAUGA
Molecule: messenger RNA, 1482 nt
Organism: Onychostoma macrolepis
Lineage: Eukaryota; Metazoa; Chordata; Actinopteri; Cypriniformes; Cyprinidae
Product: E3 ubiquitin-protein ligase TRIM39-like
Exons: 6
Coding region: 1-1482 (493 amino acids)
Biological process (GO): protein ubiquitination
Molecular function (GO): ubiquitin-protein transferase activity; protein binding; zinc ion binding
Source: RefSeq, a predicted model, not a curated record